AUGAACCAUCGCAUCUACAAGCCAGCUUCAACGUCCAUAGCAAUCCCCGAUGAAUUAAACGGAGUUCCAGAGAAGACAGAUAUCAUCAGUUUGAAGUUAGAAGAUGAAGAAGGUAGGAAGAAUAUCAGCAGGAACUCGCAGGCUAACAGGCAUGUUGUCAAGAUGUUAGUUGCUGUGGUGGUUGCGUUUUUCAUCUGCUGGGCUCCUUUUCAUGCUCAGAGGCUUCUCGCCAUAUAUGGGGAGCACAUUUCCCUGUCCAUCACAACUUUCGAAGUGUUGACAUACAUUUCGGGAGUGCUGUACUACCUCUCCACUACAGUCAAUCCACUGCUCUAUCACAUCAUGAGUCACAAGUACAAGGCUGCUUUUAAGGCGACAUACAAGCAUUUCUGCGGAAGCAGUCGCAGCCACCACGAUCACAAACGGCGCUGUCACAAUCACACAUCUCCAAACGCCUUAGGUAGGUGUUACUCCGCCUUAUCACGCAGAUCCUCUCUUCGUCAUAGCAACAGUCAUAGCAACACAGAUUCUUGCAGCCGAAGCGAAUUCACAAACCAACACCAGCCCAUGGAGACAGAGAUGGCAAGUCUGUACAACGCUGGACGGCCAUUGGCUAUUUCCUAUAGGAGAGAGGUCCGUUCGCAACGGGACAACCAAUGGGAUGUUGCCGGAGACGCUCAGCAAGUUGUAACUGACGCCGACGGCUGCGAAGGAACCCGUAGAGACAGCUUCGUGGUAGUGCACCAGCUGAGACCUGUGCAUGUGUGUCCAUUAGCUGCUGAAGCUACUCUUUAA
Acanthoscelides obtectus is the source of this 795-nucleotide messenger RNA. The record is from the annotation of a GenBank genome assembly. Lineage: Eukaryota; Metazoa; Arthropoda; Insecta; Coleoptera; Chrysomelidae.